CAAGUGCUGUGGAGUGGACCAUGCAUUCUCUCACUUUAGUAGUCUCAAGGCCGCCCUCAGUCCUCAAAGAUUUCAAGAAAAGAACAAAAAAGUCUAUCUCUCACUGUAUCACUCAGACACGCACACGUAUUUACACCAACUCUCUCAUCUCUCUCUCUCUCUCUCUCUCUCUCUGAUUACUUUUCCUAAACACCUUCUUUGAGAGCCUCUCUAAUUGGGUUUUGCGUCUGAAGAAACCAUUAAUCUGGGAAUUUGAGGUUGCAGGAAGAUUCCAGGCAAAGCAAGCAGGGCUACGUCGAGUCAGAGGACCCCCAACCCCCCCUCUCUCUCUCUCUCUCUCUCUCUCUCUCUCUGUCUUACACAUAAAACAACGUUCAUUUUGUGGUUGAUUUUUAGGGUUUCAGAAAGAGUCCCACAGAAGGGCAAGGGCAAUUAUUGAGAACUGGACGAGGGUGCAGGCCGUGGGAGAGGACUAACAUGACCUUGUCGGUUGUUCUGCAAGACUCCUUUCUGAGUGUAGUCAUAACUCAGUUUGAGUGCAAAGCUCAGGCUCAGGCUCAGGCUCAGGCCAAGUUUUCUUAUAUUUGCUUCUAAGCUGAGGCAAUCACAGCUCCCUCUCUUUUAAUGCUACAGUCUGACUUUCAGGAUGGGAUGAAUUAGGGUUGAGAGGAAUACAGCAACUUCCAUAACAAACAGAAAUCAAAAGGAAACGAGGAUGUUUUGAGAGUCAUCAUUUUUAUUAUUUUCAAAACACAAAGGGAGACUGAGAUCAAGGCUUAGAUCAAGGAUUCACAUCAGAAAUCAGAUUUAAAAUGGAACUGAGAGGCCAAGAUAAAGAAAUAGGGAUGCCGAGCACCUUGAGCUAUAAUCCAUCCCACAGAGAGUCAACCAACAAGCUGUCUUCUCCAAUUGUAGCUCCAGCUGUGGGAGAAAGACGAAGGGAUCAAACUGUUCAUGGUAACACGAUCGUUAACCCAGUUCAAGAACUAGAUCAUCAUCCUGUUUAUCAUCAUCCUCCUCCUCCUCCUCCUCAACAGUCAGAUCCACAUCCACAACAGGAUGCACACAAAACCAGAAGAGAUCCAGACCCAAAUCCAGAUCCAGUCCCAGCUCUUGCAGCCACAGGUGCAAUAAGCACACCAACCAGUACUGGCGCAUCAACAUUAAAAUCACCACUCCCACAACCACCACGAAGCACCUCUACCAUUAGGGCUGCACCAAAGGUGAGAUAUAGAGAAUGUUUGAAGAACCACGUGGCCAGCACGGGCGGGCACGUUGUGGAUGGCUGCGGAGAAUUCAUGUCAAGCGGGAAGGAAGGCACCCCGGAGGCCUUAAAGUGUGCAGCUUGUGAAUGCCACCGGAAUUUCCAUCGGAAAGAAGUCGAGGGUGAUUCUAAAUAUGUUUCCAAUUGUUACUACCCGAACCCCAGCAUAAACAAUGGCCAAAGAGAAAUGGUGCCUUCUCAACAUCAUCCUCCACUCCUUCCUCCCUCGGCUCAUGUAUAUCAUCAUCAGAAAUUCCCGCAUGUUCUAUCCACAGCUCCUUUGACCGGAGCCACCGCGCCGAUGAUGAUGGCCUUUGGAGGCGGCGGUGGAGCGCCAGCCGAGUCUUCGAGCGAAGAUCUCAAUAUGUUUCGGUCUAAUGUUGGUAUGCAAACUUCAGUACAAGCGCCGCAAUCCAAAAGGAGGUUUCGGACAAAAUUUACUCAGGAACAGAAAGAUAAGAUGAUGGAAUUUGCUGAGAAGUUGGGGUGGAAGAUCCAGAAACAUGACGACCAAGAAGUCCAGCAGUUCUGUUCCGAAGUGGGUGUAAAGAGGCAAGUUUUCAAGGUAUGGAUGCACAACAAUAAACAAGCCAUGAAGAAGAAGCAAAUGUAAGGCAAAUCAAACUCUUCAAACCCUUGAGAUUACUUUUACUGAUCAGCAAAUGCAUAUAUUCGGUGAAUGAUUAGAUUAGAUGUGCACAGAGGUACUACAGAAUGGAGGAGUUAGAUUACCCACCCACUACUGUACGUAUUAGCAAUAACCUUUUUUUUUUUUUUUUUUUCUGGUGCAAUUCGCAGUGAUGCUAUAAAUUAACCUCAAUCAAUCUGUAAAUCUUCUUCUAAUUUGGUGACUCUUGGUAGUCAUAAAUAUUCUCUCAAUAAUUGGUAAGCCCAUGUUUAUUAUCUUUCUACUGAAAAUAUUCUGUCUCUCAUCUUCUUUGUUCCAAAACUAGCUAGCUCAAGUUUCCACGGAUCAAGGCAAAUCAGGGAAAAAGGGUAAAGAUAGAAAAAUGAUACAGCUUAAUUUUGGUUUUGUUGGAUGAAUAUGAACAUGGGUUUUAUAUCUGUUCCUUAAAACAUGUUCAUCUGUAAUAAAAACUCUCUCUUUAACAUUCGUUAGUAGUUCUUACUGUCUCAUUUCCUUACUUUAACCCUUUAGUAAAGUAAUUGUUUUGGUAAAACCCUAUAUAUGCUUCUUCUAUCUUUCUCAGGAAUCAAACGGGACUGAAGGUGUCACUAAACAGUACUUUAAAAAAACACCGACACUCUAUAUAAGUUCCGGUCGCGUUGUCUUUUUCCAUGUUUGAGAAUUUGUAAUUACCAUCCGCGGACUCCUACUGUGGGUUAUGGUUCAGUACUAUCAAAACUAGAUAAGUUUUCUGUGUCAUGUAUUUACUGUUGCACGUGGAGAGGCGUCUGCCAAUCUGAACCCUUGGUUCGUACGGCAAACGACUUUAUUGCCCAUGGCCACUGGCCAGGCCGGAGAAAACAUCAAUGGAGGAGCUGUCGUAUAGGGAGUUUUGCUGGAAGAUGUUCCAAAUUAAAAAUAGGGUUAUAAUUUAGCUUGAUUCUGGAUAUAAUUCAUGACGGCCUGGAUGAAGAGGCCAGUUUUCACAUAAAUUUAGGAAGCCUUUUCGGAG
This is a messenger RNA of Juglans microcarpa x Juglans regia, 2904 nucleotides long. Its product is annotated as zinc-finger homeodomain protein 6. Gene Ontology annotation, cellular component: nucleus. Lineage: Eukaryota; Viridiplantae; Streptophyta; Magnoliopsida; Fagales; Juglandaceae. Gene Ontology annotation, biological process: regulation of developmental process; regulation of DNA-templated transcription. The transcript is spliced from 3 exons. Gene Ontology annotation, molecular function: transcription cis-regulatory region binding; DNA-binding transcription factor activity. Bases 813 to 1877 code for a protein of 354 amino acids. The record is from RefSeq and is a predicted model, not a curated record.